Molecule: messenger RNA, 3780 nt
Organism: Seminavis robusta
Lineage: Eukaryota; Bacillariophyta; Bacillariophyceae; Naviculales; Naviculaceae
Source: the annotation of a GenBank genome assembly
AUGAAAGUCAGUGGCGGCAUGUCGAAGAAGUCUACGAACUUCAUGUCGGCCGUCCCCGAAGCAAAGGACGAAGAAAUGGGCAAGGAGCUCGAGUCGGAGUUCGACGAGUCGGAAAUGGACAAGGGCACCGGGGUUGAGUCUAGCACCGAGGAGAUUGCCGCCAAGGAGAACAAGGCUGUGCUCUGGAGCAAGGCCUUGGUUGUUCUGGUGAUUGUGGUUGUCGCGGCUGCCAUUGGAACCGUUACGCUGAAAUUCAUCCAGGCUCAGGAGGAGAAGGCGUACCAGGACCACUUCGACAAGGUCAGCAGGGAGCUGGUUACCUUCUCUCAGACUCGUGCACGAGAGAUCUUUGACAACCUCGAGGCGUUCAGCGCGCAUGUGACUUCUGUUGCUGCCAUUGAGCAUAUGGUUUGGCCUUUCGUUGUCAUCCCCGACUUUCAAGUCCAUGGUGUCGUCGCCAACACGAUGACUGGAGCUUCAAUGCUUACCAUCAACCCCAUUGUCAAACACAAGGAUCGUGAAGCGUGGGAGAACUUCACGGCUGAGAACCAAGGCUGGAUGGCUGAAGCACACAUGUACGAUGACGAAGUCAGUCCUGGGCUCUACACGGAUGAGCGUUAUGAGAUACGCCGCUCGGGCAACGUCAAUCGGACCACCGAAAGGAUCUCUGCUCCCUCUCACAACAGGACCUCCACAAACAGAACCUCCACAAACAGAACCAGGACGUUCAGCCGCGACACCGGCCGUAGCGAUGACCUUUGGAAUGUGACCGGGAUCAAGCCCUUCAUUUGGGAAGUGAACUACACGGGUAUGCGUGCGGCCAGACUCAGUGGCGGCAACUGGUCUCGAUCUGAUUUUGAACUUCCUGCCAAAAAGGCCAAGGAGUACUACCCAGUGUGGCAGCGAGCUCCACUGGAAGACUUCAACCCGAACAUGAAUGAAAACUUUGCUGCCAAGGCGAUCUUCAAGAAGGUGAUCUCGGCAAUGAUUGAAGCGAAUCGCCCGGUCCUCACUGAAGCCAUAGAGGGUCGAUUCCUUGAUGGAGACUACGACAGACGCUUUGACCCCCACACUCAGACCGAACCCCACAGCUACUUACUCCAGCCGAUCUACGACUCGCUCAAGAACGACCGCCAAGCCGUCGGAGUUCUAUCGGCCUUCUUCCGGUGGGGUCUCUUCUUCAAGAAUGUUUUGCCCGAGGGCGAGGAUGGUGUCAUGGUCUUCUUGAACGGUACUUGUGGCCAGUCGUUCACCUACGAGCUACAGGGAAAGAAGCCCGUCUACCUUGGUCAAGGGGAUCUUAUCGAGCACGAUGACAGGGACAUGCGCGUUCAGUUUGAGGUUGCUCCAUUUGCCACGAUAGAGUCCAGUGGAAACAAGACUUACUGCCAGUAUCAAGUCGAGAUCUAUCCCUCCGCGCAGUUCAAAGCGAAGCACUUUACCAACGAUCCUUACUUGUACGCCGGCGCCGUGGUGUCCUGCUUCGUGCUCACUACAUUGGUGUUUGUCAUCUACGACUGCAUGGUUAGACUUCGUAACAAGAGGGUCAUGGAGACAGCAACAAAGUCCCAUGCCAUCGUGUCGCAACUCUUCCCCUCCAACGUGCGCGAUCGCCUCAUGAAUGAAGUUGCGCAACAAGAAGAAGACAAGCAGAAGAAAUCGUCCAAGAAUGCGUUCCUAGUCGAUUCAUCUCGGAGCGCAGACAUCACCUCCCCCUACAGUCCCAGUGAAGCAAUUUUCGGAUCGAAACCCAUCGCCGAUUUGUUCCCCGAAUCGACGAUUAUGUUUGCUGACAUGGUUGGAUUCACGGCUUGGUCCAGUGUUCGCGAGCCUUCACAGGUGUUUUCCUUGCUUGAGACUGUCUAUCACAGCUUUGAUGCUGCAGCGAGACGCAUGAGGGUGUUCAAAGUUGAGACGAUCGGAGAUUGUUAUGUUGCAGUUUGCGGUGUCCCCACUUACAGAAAGACCCAUGCCACCGUCAUGGCUCGGUUUGCAUGUUUUUGUGCAACCAAGAUGGUCGACCUCUGCCGUGACUUGGAAAUGUCCCUCGGACCUGGUACUGAUGCUCUUCGAAUGCGCGUCGGCCUUCACAGUGGUCCUGUCACGGCCGGCGUCCUCCGUGGCGACAAGGGCCGGUUCCAACUCUUUGGUGACACCAUGAACUCCGCUGCCAGGAUGGAGUCCACAGGGGUCAAAGACAAAGUGCAAGUGUCCCAAGCAACAGCUGACCUGUUGUUUGCCAGCGGCAAAGGCAAGUGGCUGACCGAGAGAGAAGGCGGGGUCGAGGCCAAAGGGAAAGGCAAGAUGAAGACAUUCUUUUGCGAUAUCCGCGAGGAAUCCGUUGGUACAGGUUCCAUGACAAUGUCGACGACCAGCUUUGACGACACAGCGAUGGUUUCUUCUUCGUUCCAUAACGUACGAUCAAGUUCCGGCUCCACCUCCCAGAAGCAGAAUCUAUCAAGCCCAUCACUCUCCAGCCCCUCCACCCAACGCUUGAUUCAAUGGAAUGUUGACAUCCUGUCGAAGCUGUUGCGACGUGUCAUGGCCCGUGCUCAGUCGAAAUCUUCCAAGUCAACCAUCUCGAGGACUUUACAGAAGAACAUCCGAGGCUCUGCGAACUCAGGCACCCUCCUCGAUGAAGUGAAGGAAGUGCUCAAUCUCCCCAAGUUCGAUCCCAAGGUCUACACGAACCACGUGGACCCUGAAUCCAUUCAGUUGUCUGACGAGGUUAAGGCCCAGAUGAUUUCUUAUGUCACAGACAUUGCUGGGAUGUAUUCAGAGUCGAAUUCCUUCCAUUGUUUCGAUCAUGCUAGCCAUGUGAUGAUGUCCGUAAUCAAACUCAUGAGCCGCAUCAACUCUCCCAUCGAAGUGUCAAUGAACGAUGGUACCUCCAACCACAAGAUUGCCGAAAACUUGCAUGAUCAUACUUUCGGCAUCACUUCAGAUCCACUGACGCAAUUCUCGGUUGUACUGGCAGCGAUGAUACAUGAUGUUGACCAUCCUGGAGUUCCCAACUCGACGCUGGUAAGCGAGAAUGACCCAAUAUCAAUCAAGUACAGUGGGAAGAGUGUGGCGGAACAGAACUCUGUUGAGUUGGCAUGGGAACGCCUCAUGCUACCCCAAUAUGAAGCCUUGCGAGCCUGCAUCUACACCAAUGACGAGGAGCUCGAUCGGUUCCGACAGACCUUGCUACAAUUGGUGCUGGCAACAGAUGUCAUCGACAAAGACCUCGGAGCCAAACGCAAGGAUCGUUGGGCCAAAGCCUUUUCACCCGAAGGUGCUUCCGAAUCAGCAGAAACUAAGGAGGACGCCACCAACAGGAAGGCCACCAUCGUUUUGGAGCACCUGCUUCAAGCAAGCGAUGUGUCGCACACAAUGCAACACUGGCAGGUCUAUGUCAAGUGGAAUGAGCGCCUAUUCCAAGAGAUGUAUUCGGGAUACAAGGCUAGUAGACUUGCAAAGAAUCCUGCUGAGGCAUGGUAUGAAGGUGAACUCGGAUUCUUCGACUACUACAUCAUCCCCUUAGCGAAGAAGUUGGAGACUUGUGGCGUCUUUGGAGUGUCCAGCCAUGAAUACCUCUCCUACGCUUCAAUGAACAGGGAGGAGUGGAAAAACAAGGGAAGGGAUAUCGUCAAGCAGUACCUUGCCAACAUCAAGGCUGAGGAGGCGGGUCGAUUAGAAGGAUCUGAAGAGAGUUCCGUCGACACCGACGUCGACACCUUCACCGACGAAGUCGCAACAAACGACGCCGCACCUGGCCACAAGAUCUUCGAUGUUUAG